Labeo rohita (rohu) is the source of this 1369-nucleotide messenger RNA. RefSeq names its product ribonuclease inhibitor-like. The coding region runs from base 410 to 733 and encodes 107 amino acids. Gene Ontology annotation, molecular function: protein binding. NCBI's taxonomy places the organism in Eukaryota, Metazoa, Chordata, Actinopteri, Cypriniformes, Cyprinidae. The transcript has 4 exons. The record is from RefSeq and is a predicted model, not a curated record.
UUGUGAUGAAGGAGAAACCUGUAAACAGUUUUGUGUUCUGUGACAUUUUAAACCUCAGUCCAUUGAUCCAUCAAACAUUGAUUUGUGCUCUAAGUUUGUAUACAGUUAAACUGAUCUGAUCUGAGAGAGUGAAGAGUGUGUCAUUGUUCUCUACAGGUUGUUUAAUUGUGGUGUCACAGAUGAAGGUUGUGCUGCUCUGGCUUCAGCUCUGAGAUCAAACCCCUCACACCUGAGAGAACUGAAUCUGACUGGGAAUAAACUAGGAGAUUCAGUGAAGCUGCUUUCUGAUGUACUACAGAAUCCUCACUGUAAACUGGAGUUACUGUGGUUGAUUGAUUGUGGUGUCACAGAUGAAGGUUGUUCUGCUCUGGCUUCAGCUCUGAGAUCAAACCCCUCACACCUGAGACAAAUGAAUCUGUCGUGGAAUAAACUAGGAGAUUCAGUGAAGCUGUUUUCUGAUGUACUACAGAAUCCUCACUGUAAACUGGAGACAUUGUGGUUGUGGGAUUGUGGUGUCACAGAUGAAGGUUGUGCUGCUCUGGCUUCAGCUCUGAGAUCAAACCCCUCACACCUGAGAAUACUGCAUCUGUAUGGGAAUAAACUAGGAGAUUCUAGUAGGAAGUUACUCUCUGAUCUGAAGGAUGAUCCACAUUAUAAACUGGAGACUUUAUACUGUUACUCUCAGUAUUUAGACGUCAGUCCAGUUUCCUCAGGAUCAGCUGAUGGUGAAUAAGGAGCCGCUACAGAGACGUCACAGUCACACAAUCAACAGAGACUGUGUGAUUUGGGGGCCACAAAAAAUGAAGGGAUGUUAAUUUCAGUUCAUUUCCUGACUGACUCCCAGUGCUCGUUAACCAAUCAUUGACCAUUAACUGACAAAAUUUGAAUGUUACAUUAGAUUUAAAUUAAAUUGGAAUCAAUAAGUUUAUGUGACCCAAACAUUUCUAUUCAUGCAGAAUGAGAGAUAUAGGUAUGUUUAUCUGUAAUAUUUAUAACAAAUAAUUUUGAAGCUGCUUAUAUUUUCAGAAGUAUUAUUUUUGCUUUGUUCUGAAUAGCCUACCUGUAAAAUUUAAAGGAUUUGUUGACCAUUUUUUUUUCUUCAAUGCAAUUUUGACUGUGUAUAGCAAAUGUUUUAAAAAUAGCUUGGGAGGAAAAAAAAUAAGUUACUUUCAUUGCAUUUCUUCCCUAGAUACUUUUUAAGAACUUCAGUGUAACAUUAAUGGGUAGCUUAAUGUAAAACAUUGUCAUUAUUUCAAUGUACAUUGUGUAAAAGACAAAUUCAUUGUUUUAUACAGAUAGCAGAUAAUAGGUUUAAUAUAAAAUAAACUAUAGUAAAUGGCACAGCAUUUGUACGCACUGAUUUGGUUAU